AUGAAGCCCAAACCCUCAGGCUCCUCACCAGAGCCCUGCAGAGCGGCAGGCCAGGCACCAGUUCUGCAGCAGAAGACUCAAGCCAGACAUGCACAGGCUCCCAGACAGAAGGUUCUGGUGACAGGAGGAGGCGGCUACCUUGGCUUUAGCCUGGGCUCCAGCCUGGCCAAGAGCGGCACUUCUGUCAUCUUGCUUGACCUCCGCAGACCCCAGUGGGAACUACCCCCUGGAACUGAGUUCAUCCAGGCUGAUGUCCGAGAUGAAGAAGCCCUGUACCGCACCUUCGAUGGGGUGGGCUGUGUCUUUCACGUGGCCUCCUAUGGGAUGUCCGGGGUUGAGAAGCUGCAAAAAGAGCAGAUUGAGUCUAUAAAUGUUGGAGGCACCAAACUAGUGAUCAAUGUCUGUGUCCGCCGGCGGGUUCCAAGGCUCGUCUACACCAGCACCGUGAAUGUGGCAUUUGGCGGGAAGCCCAUAGAGCAGGGCGAUGAGGAUUCUGUGCCAUACCUGCCCCUGGACAAGCACAUGGACCACUAUUCCCGAACCAAAGCCAUCGCUGACCAGUUGACCCUAAUGGCCAAUGGGACACCUCUCCCUGGAGGAGGAAUUCUUCGGACCUGUGUGCUGAGGCCCCCAGGGAUCUAUGGCCCUGAAGAGCAGAGGCACCUGCCCCGAGUGGCGAGCCACAUCAAGAGGAGGCUGUUGAUGUUCCGAUUUGGGGACCGCAGGACGAGGAUGAACUGGGUCCAUGUGUGCAAUCUGGUGCAGGCACAUGUGCUGGCAGCUGAGGCCCUUACUGCAGCCAAGGGCUAUGUGGCUAGUGGGCAGGCGUACUACAUCAAUGACGGGGAGAACGUCAACGUCUUUGAGUGGAUGGCUCCACUGUUUGAGAAGCUGGGGUACAGUCAGCCUUGGAUCCAAGUGCCCACCUCCUUGGUUUACCUGACAGCGGUGGUGAUGGAGUAUCUGCAUCUGGCUCUGAGGCCCGUCUGCAGCGUCCAGCCACUGCUCACCCGCAGCGAGGUGCACAGCGUGGCGGUGACGCACACCUUCCAGAUCGCCAAGGCCCGUGCUCAGCUUGGCUACGCGCCUGACAAGUUCAGCUUCGCGGACGCCGUGGAGCGAUACGUGCAGUCCACGACUCCACAGCCGCGCGGGGCUCCGGCGCGGACGUUUCUGCGGUUGCUGCUCGGACUGCUGCUGCUCCUCUGCCUGCUGGGCCUGGCCCUGCACUUGCUAAGCCUGCGGCCUCUGCAGGCGGCCAUGCAGCGGCUCUGA
This is a messenger RNA of Castor canadensis (American beaver), 1275 nucleotides long. NCBI's taxonomy places the organism in Eukaryota, Metazoa, Chordata, Mammalia, Rodentia, Castoridae. The record is from RefSeq and is a predicted model, not a curated record.